AUAAGGUGGAAAGGAGAUGCUGCGUAUUUUAUGUUUAUUGGGGGAUGUUGGUGUAUUAUCAUUACUGAUGAAAAAAUUGGAGUUGAUUCAAUGAUAUUACAUUAUACCAUUCAAGCAAUAGAAGAAGUUUUUCCUAUUAGUGAGUUAAGCAUUAUAAAGAACGUUAAUUUAUUAGAGUCAAUUGUUAGAGACUGUAUUGGUGAUGGGAUUCUUCACUCAGUUAAUUAUUUUGAUGUUCUAAGAGAUGUUCAACCACCUCAACGAGUUGAGAUGAUUCCUGAAUUGCUUGAAGUGCAUCAUCCAUUUCAUAGAAAAGAAUAUCAGGAAGGAAUGACUUUUGGACUAAAACAAAGAGAAUGGAAUAAUAACUAUAUUGUUAAUGGUAUAUCCCAAACAGGAUUUGAACGUGCUGAACCAUCGUAUGAGUGUUUAGAUAAAUAUAACACUCUUCCAAUUGAAAAAACAAUGUUUGAACCAGAAAAAAUUUUUUUGGUUCAACAAGAAGAAAUAAAUGUUACAUUUAAGUCAAAUGGAGAAAUAGAAAGUUCGAUGAUUCGAGGAGGAUUAAAAAGUACUGUCUACUCAGUUGGAGUAAAAUCAAUUCAAUUUACUAUUGAUUCUAUAGACUUUCAAUCAAAUCAACUAACCAUUAACCAACAAUUAGAAGGAACAAAAGACAGUGGUGUAUUAUUAUGGCAAAAUCCAUAUGGUACUAUUCCUAUUCUUUCUUAUCAAGGAAAUGUAAAAACAUACCCAUUAUUAUUAAGAGGAAAUACAAAUGUUGAUAAACAUUCUCUUACAAUUUAUAUAACAUAUUCAUUGAUUGGUCAAACCUAUCUGCACUCAUUUUGUUUUCAUCUCCCACAAAAAGUUAAAUCAAUUGAAACAAACCCACCAAAUUAUACAACAAUUGGACGUACUCUUUUCUUAUAUCUUGCUAAAAAAAAUAAUAAUAAUAAAAAGCAAGAAGGGUCUUUACGUAUCACAUUGAAAUAUAAUAAUGAGGCUCAACCACAUAAAUCAGAUAUCCCAUUUGGGUGGUUUGAUUUUGAAAGUUCAUUUUCAACAAGUACAUUAGGACUACCAACUAUUACACAAAAAAGUGUUUCAGAAAUCCCAAUAGAACAACAAAUAAUAUGUAAAUCAGGAACAUAUGGGAUGAAUUUUAUUGAUGAGAGUUAA
This is a messenger RNA of Entamoeba nuttalli P19, 1182 nucleotides long. RefSeq lists its product as hypothetical. The record is from RefSeq and is a predicted model, not a curated record. NCBI's taxonomy places the organism in Eukaryota, Evosea, Mastigamoebida, Endamoebidae. The transcript has 2 exons. The coding region runs from base 31 to 1182 and encodes 383 amino acids.